UUUUUUGUUCCUCUCUUCCAAAGAAACGCGGCUCUUAGCACUUGUUCCUCACAUCACAUAUAUAAUAUACAUAAUACAUAAACAUAAAUAAAACUAACCUAAAUGCGAAAUCUCAAAGAAACUCAACCUUACCCCAAACUUGUUCUAUAAACCCUAAUUUUAUCUACCCAUUUGCCUGUGUAAUACGCACCAAAAUCCAACUUUAAGUUGGUUUUUCUUCCUUUUGAGAUUGCCCUAAUCUUAGUCACUCACAAAAUAUCCUAUUUUUUGCUCCAAUUGUAAGGCAAUUGAAGUUUUAUUAAGUUGAAGGGAAGAUGGAGAUAAAUAGUGUGAAUGAAUUUGGUGAUGGGGUUGCAUGGUAUAGAGGAGCAAUGGUAGGAAAAGGAAGUUUUGGUUGUGUUUAUUUGGCUACUUUAAAGAACCAAAAACUGAAUUACAGCUACCUUCCAACAGUUAUGGCUGUAAAAUCUGCUGAAGUUUCUAUUUCAGGUUCAAUUCAAAAGGAAAGGGAAGUUCUCAACAACAUCAAAGGUUGUCCUUACAUUAUUCGCUGUUUCGGUGAUGAAACUACUACAGGUAAAAAUGGUGCAAUGGUUUAUAACUUGUUGUUGGAGUAUGGUUCAGGUGGAACCCUAGCUGAGAGGAUUGAGAAAUUUGGGAGCAAUGGAUUGUGUGAAUUUGAGGUAAGGAAUCAUACAAGAUCUAUGCUUAGAGGGUUGAAUUAUAUUCAUGAUAUUGGUUAUGUUCAUUGUGAUAUGAAGCCUGAUAAUAUAUUACUUGUACCGAAUUCGAACGAGGGAAAAAAAAGUACUGAAUUUAAGGCUAAGAUUGGUGAUUUAGGGUUAGCUAAGAGAGAAAAAGUUCAGAGCAAGAAGAGGAGGUUGGAGCCUUACUGGAGGGGCACACCGAUGUAUUUGUCGCCUGAAGCUGUUUCGGAUAAUGUACAAGAAUGUCCUGCUGAUAUUUGGGCUUUAGGUUGUAUUGUGCUUGAGAUGUUAACUGGAAAACCUCCGUGGGAUAGGAAAGAGGAUAAUGCUGAGGAUGUACUUAGGAAGAUCGGGGGAGGGCACGAAUUGCCUAGAAUUCCGGAGAACUUAUCGAAGGAGGCAAAAGAUUUCUUGAAGGGUUGUUUCGUUAGGAACCCUAGGUAUAGAUGGACUGCAGAGAUGCUGUUGACUCAUCCGUUUGUUGACGGAUUAAUUGAUGAUGAAGGAGUUGAACAACCACAGGAAGUUGAGGAUAUAAAUGUAAUUGAUUCUAUUCUUUUGGUUACUGAAAGUGAUGAUGAGUUAGCUUAUUAUUCAGAAGAUUGGAGCUACGCGUCUGAAGAUGAGUCCCUUGGUUACUGGUCCGAGGAAGAUUAUGAGGAAAUAGAGGAUGAAAUGACAUCUUAUUUUGCUGAAGAAGGGAUAUUUAAAGUAGAAAAAAGUAUAACUGUUAUAAGUUCCACUAUUGAUGGUGGUUCUGAUCAUAUACUUGAUCCAUCAGUUAAGGUCCCUUCAGGAAGUCCAUCAAACAAUUCGUCGAAAUGUCCGUUAAGUAUUACCAUUCCUGCAGGAGUCUAGGAAUAGUUGGCAGGAUGGAGAUUUAAGCAUUGCAUUAUACAUUAAAUUCAUUGAUUUGUUACUAGACGUAGCGCUGUAGUAUGUAUGCAGUUCAAAUUGGGUUGAGAUUAAAUGAUAAGAUCUGUUAUUCUUUUUAA
This is a messenger RNA of Lycium ferocissimum, 1702 nucleotides long. Its product is annotated as mitogen-activated protein kinase kinase kinase 20-like. Gene Ontology annotation, biological process: protein phosphorylation. The record is from RefSeq and is a predicted model, not a curated record. Lineage: Eukaryota; Viridiplantae; Streptophyta; Magnoliopsida; Solanales; Solanaceae. Gene Ontology annotation, molecular function: ATP binding; protein kinase activity. Bases 315 to 1565 code for a protein of 416 amino acids. The transcript has a single exon.